This is a messenger RNA of Heteronotia binoei (common prickly gecko), 2630 nucleotides long. RefSeq names its product calcium/calmodulin dependent protein kinase IG (gene CAMK1G). Gene Ontology annotation, biological process: peptidyl-serine phosphorylation. The transcript has 13 exons. Gene Ontology annotation, cellular component: intracellular anatomical structure. Lineage: Eukaryota; Metazoa; Chordata; Lepidosauria; Squamata; Gekkonidae. The record is from RefSeq and is a predicted model, not a curated record. Bases 183 to 1613 code for a protein of 476 amino acids. Gene Ontology annotation, molecular function: calmodulin binding; ATP binding; calcium/calmodulin-dependent protein kinase activity.
CCUUUAAGAGCUGCCUAGCUACUAUCUCCCGAAAGGAGCCUCCAGCAUUCCUCCCCUUUAAUCUCAGUUUAUUGUUAGCACAGUGCUUGCCUUUAAUCCCUGCAGAGCUGAGCAGGAGAAUCAGAGAACAGAAGUUGCUUCAUUUGGGUCUUGGGGAACACUCAGCUUCAACACUGGAGAAGAUGGGCCGUAAACAAGAGGAGGAGGGCAGCUCCUGGAAGAAGCAAACCAACAAUAUCAGGAAAACAUUCAUUUUCAUGGAAGCGCUUGGAUCAGGAGCCUUUUCAGAAGUUUUUCUGGUGAAGCAAAGAGCUACUGGCAAGCUCUAUGCUUUAAAGUGCAUUAAAAAGUCACCAGUCACCCGGGAGAGCAACCUGGAAAAUGAAAUAGCCGUGCUGAAGAAAAUAAAGCAUGAAAACAUAGUAACUCUGGAAGACAUUUACGAAAGCUCAACCCACUAUUAUCUGGUCAUGCAGCUAGUGUCUGGAGGGGAAUUAUUUGACCGUAUUUUAGAACGAGGUGUAUACACUGAGAAAGAUGCAAGCAUUGUAAUUCGACAAGUCCUGGAAGCUGUGCAGUAUCUUCAUGAGAAUGGGAUAGUCCACCGAGAUCUGAAGCCUGAAAACCUGCUCUACCUAACUCCUGAGGAGGACUCCAAAAUCAUGAUCACUGACUUUGGCUUGUCUAAAAUGGAGCAGAAUGGCAUCAUGUCUACAGCAUGUGGAACACCAGGCUAUGUUGCUCCAGAAGUGCUAGAACAAAAGCCAUAUAGUAAAGCUGUGGAUUGCUGGUCAAUAGGAGUCAUUACUUACAUCCUCCUGUGUGGGUAUCCUCCUUUCUAUGAAGAGACAGAGUCCAAGCUGUUUGAAAAGAUCAAAGAAGGUUACUUUGAAUUUGAAUCUCCAUUUUGGGAUGAUAUUUCUGAAUCAGCCAAAGAUUUCAUCUGUCACUUGUUGGAGAAGAAUCCAAAUAAGAGGUUCACCUGUGAGAAAGCUCUCAGGCACCCCUGGAUUAAUGGCAACACAGCCCUCCACCGCGACAUAUACCCAUCUGUCAGUGCACAGAUCCAGAAAAAUUUUGCAAAAAGCAAGUGGAAGCAAGCGUUCAAUGCUGCAGCUGUUGUUCAUCAUAUGAAGAAACUCCAUAUGAAUUGCCACCAUGCAGACACCAAUGCUGGAAGCAGUCUCCCAGUCAUAGAAGUGCAAGAUGCAUCAAGACCUAAUAGUCCACCAGUCACCAGUAAGGAACAACCCAGACAAGAUGUCAGUACUUUGAUGCCUCUGUUACCAUUCCACAAUGUGUUAGAUCUUUCUGAUGAACAAGACAAAAUGGCAGACAGCACGUAUUUGAAGCACCUGGUUAGCAAGUCUCUCCCCAUGAAUGCCUGCACAGCUACGGCAGAAGAUCAGACCUCUCCAAACAGAUCUCCAUUUGACUGUUCUUCAACAUGCGGAACACAUGAGAAAGUGAAGCCAACCUUUUGUUCAGAGUCAGUGCUCUUCAAAAGAACUAUUAAGCCUCAUCACUUCAAAUCAGAGGUCCUUGUUCCAGGGAAAGCCAAUAACCACUCAUAUUUUGGCACUGGGCAAACUGGAGUUUGCUUGAUCAUGUGAUUGGAGAAACAGCCAUAUGAAUCACAUGCACGCUUUUACAGAAGGGCUUCAAAGGGCUUCUCUGUGCUUCAAAGUCAAACAUCAAUAGUGCAAAAAGAGAGAAGAGCCUAAAUUCUGCCCAGUGCAGCUGCAUUCUCAGAUGGCUGUGGCCAUUCACUGAAGAGGUGGACAUCCAGAGGCCUGACAAAUCUGAUGGUGCGAUUACCUUGAAACGUUAGAAGGGUCAUUUCAUUCAAACAGAGACACAUUUUUAUAGAAGAAAGAGAUGACAGGCUUCUGCUAACAGUUUCAGUGUAUUGAUUUACAUCCUUGCAAAAAAAAAACACCUUUGUUUCUUUUUUUCUUUUGGGGUGAAAGUAUGUUAUGUAUCUGUAGGUGUUCAGCAGAACAACAGAACAAUUGCAAGGUGUUUUCUUUUUAUUCUGAAUCCCUAUGGAAGUGAUGGUUGAAACUGAAAGUAACAUUUUCUGGUUUGUGUUGCUUUUUCAUCUAUGAUUUGAGAGCAAUCUGCCAAGCAUGGCUGCUGCCCAGUCAUUUUUUGCUUCAAUGGAACUUUACACAGGGCUUCUGCACAGUCCCACUGGAACAAGUAGAGAAGGCUACCCAGCUUCCCUGUUCUUGAUAUAGUUAACUGCUGCUUCCAAGUUAUUAACUGCAUAAGAAAUACUGUGCUUAAUAAAGCUCAUUGUUUUUCUAAUGCUUGCCAGUUAUUGAUAAUGGGCUCUUAAUUCACUCUGGAGAUCCCCCCCCCCCACUCCAGCUGUAAUGGCAGAUUUGUUUCCUAUAAUACUUUGUUUGCAAAGUGUGAUGCUGUCAGUAAAGCAGGUGGUGGCUAAUAAACCAGAUUCCUUGUUACAGUCAUUAGCCCUGAAGCCUGGGAUAUAUUUGUAUAGCUACUGUUUGUGAAAACACUAUUCAUUCCUGUUUGUGUAUAUUUCUUCUAAUCCCAAAUUCAGCUUCAACCCUGUUUUUCCUUGAAAGAAAAAUGCAAAAUAAACAUAUGUUCUCUAAAAAAAA